Messenger RNA from Spizellomyces punctatus DAOM BR117, 1158 nucleotides. RefSeq lists its product as uncharacterized. The transcript is spliced from 5 exons. The record is from RefSeq and is a predicted model, not a curated record. Lineage: Eukaryota; Fungi; Chytridiomycota; Chytridiomycetes; Spizellomycetales; Spizellomycetaceae. Bases 1 to 1158 code for a protein of 385 amino acids.
AUGAAAAUCGCCUUAUUGGGGGAUCUGCAACUCGGACGUCUUGUAAACGACAAACUCGCCUCCCUCCGCAAACGAUAUCCAGUUUCGCCGGCUCAAGAUAAUCUGGCGCGUUCCACCCUCUAUGCCCCACCACUUCACAGCGAGUUGGCAGCAACCGAUUUUUUGAUUGGAAAUUUAGAGUGUGCUGUGACGACCUCGAUUUCCGCCUGGCCCGGCAAGACCUUUCAUUUUAAAGUAUCCCCUUCUGAGCUUGGUCGGGGCCUUCCCGACCAUCCCAGGGUACAUGUCAGCAUUGCCAAUAACCAUGUCCUGGACUAUGGCUACAGCGGCAUGAGGGAAACGCUACAAACACUAACAGAAAUGGGAAUAUCGCACGCUGGAGCUGGUAUUUCCAAAGAAGACGCAUUGCAGCCAGCAUUUGUGGAUGUGAUCCAAGGAAAUGACACCUACAAGAUUGCAUUGUUUUCCAUUUCGGAUCAUCCUGCAGAAUGGGCGGCAUGUGGAACACAGGAGACAACCAGGGGGCCCCAUACUCAUCCAGUUAUUUAUGGGGCACGCACUUCUUCCGAUCACGGAGGAAUCUUUCAUUUGGAUUUCGACACAUUUCCUCCAAUACCCGCGGAUUCGUUUCGAAUGCUGCAGUCAGCACUUGAGGAUGCUAGGUCGCAGGCCGACAUGGUUGUGGUAUCCCUGCAUUGGGGUCCAAAUUAUCAAUGGAGACCAAUGGCAUCUUUCAAACUCUUUGCGCGAUGGUUGAUUGAUCAUGGAGUUGAUAUCAUUCAUGGGCAUAGUGCCCAUCAUAUUCAAGGUGUUGAGGUUUAUAAAGGACGACCGAUAUUGUACAGUGCUGGGGACUUUCUGGAUGAUUACGCCGUCGACAAGCAUUAUCGAAAUGACACAUCCUUUGCGUUCUUCCUGUCGCUUUCUUUUGACCCUGUAUCCCGAAAACCAAAUUUCCAGCAUCUCGAUCUUUAUCCUACCAAAAUUCAAUCUAUGCACGUUGCUUACUGUGACGAUGUAGAUGAACGACGGGUUUUGUGUGAUAGGAUGAAAGCACUUUCUUUCGAAAUGGGUACUGUUGUCGAGGACAUUGAUUUUGUCAAGGGGGAACAAGGCUUACGAGUUGGCGGAUUUGGGGAUAAAGAAGGCAAGGGCUGA